GUCCAUCCGGGUUAGAUGUCCCACCGGCUCUCUGCGGGUAUUUGUAUCGCCCUAAAUCUUACAAUGAACAUUUCUAAAAUGCUAUACCCUACGAGUGGAAUAUAGUCCUGCGUCAAACCGUAUUUUAGGAAAAUGACCGCUGCAGGACAAUAAAUGUCACAUUUAAGGGCAACUUUGCCUCUGCAGUUUGAAGGUAAUUUCUGCUUUCCGAAUCGAAACUCCGAGGACACGAAAAAGGGAAAACAAGGAGAACCACCAUGCUUCAGCUGGGAGAUGAAGUCACCCUCUACUCGCUGGUCUUCGUGCUGGUCCUGCUGGGAACCCGGAGCCCCUUGUGGUCCACCGCCCUCACGACCUCCCUCUAUCUGUUUGUAGCCAUGUUCAGGUUCCCGCAGCUGGCGACCAGCAGGGCACGACAGGUACUGAACCCAGUAGCGGGAAAGGCAUCCGCGGUAGCUCACCGAGGCAGUGGACACGACGCCCCGGAGAACACGAUAGCAGCCAUACGGGAGGCGAGUAGGAAUGGUGCAACCAGUGUUGAGUUGGACUUGGGGUUCUCUGCAGAUGGGAUCCCCAUCCUCAUGCACGAUGACACGGUGGAUCGGACCACCAACGGUUCGGGCCCACUCAACAAGAUGAGCUUCUCUGAGCUGCGCAAACUAGAUGCAUCUGCUAAACAUCGAUUCAGCUCCAAGUUUGUUGGUGAGAAGAUCCCAACUCUGGAAGAGGCGGUGAAGGAAUGCAUCAAGCUGAAGCUCACCAUCUACUUUGAUGUCAAAGGUCAUCCAGAUGAGUCGGCUGCAUCGCUUAAAGACUUGUACAAGAAAUAUCCGGUUCUCUACAACAGCAGCAUCGUCUGCUCCUUCCAUCCCAAAGUCAUCUACAGGAUGAGACAGAUCGACCCUGAAGUGCUCACGGCGUUGACCCACAGGCCGUGGAGUUUGAGCUGUCUCGGCGACGGUACGCCACGUUUUUCCUCGCUAUGGCAACAUCACUGGAUGAUGAUGAUGGACGUCUUAUUGGACUGGGCACACCAUCACCUGCUGUGGAGGCUGUGCGGCAUCUCUGCCUUCCUGAUCCAGAAAAACGUCGUGUCACAGGACUAUGUCCAGUACUGGGCUCAAAGGGGAGUGGAAGUCGUAGCCUGGACCAUCAACACAAAACUGGAGAAAGAUUAUUUCCAGGAGGUGCUACUCAUCAAUUACAUCACAGACAGCCUUGUGGAAGAUUGUGAACCUCAUUACUGAGACACACGGUCAAUGGCUGCCCACAACGUCUCAUUAUCAGAUAACAUUCUUAAAAUGAAAGAGGAUGUUUUCAAGUAAUUACUCCUCAGCUAUCAGUGUCAACAGAUAAGGCCCUCUUCUCACCAGACUAAGACCAUGUGACAACUUUAAAACUAAACGGAAAUAUCUACCGCGGUGCACCAAGAGCACAAGUGUGAAUUUCUUUGUUAGAGUUCCCCCACUGCUUUUAGAAAAGCGCACACACCUCCAUGCUGCACAUAUGCAGCUUGCUGCGGUGGUUGAAUGUGAUGGUGGAGGUGCAGAAACCUAUCGUAUUUACAGAAAUUUUCCUCAGAUUGCAAGGAAACUUCAUUGUGAAACAGUGAUACCGUUCUGACAGAAUGGUAUAAAACAGCAGUAACUUUCCACUCAACGAGUUUUUUUUUUCUUUCCCCUCCCAAAUUUUCUACAAUCUAGCAAAAUGUAAGUAGUCUUGAAGAUUACAGGGCGAUCCCAAUCUGUUGUGAAGAGGGUCGGAUAAAUCACAUGUUCCAGUACUGUAAACYUACGCUGAGUUUUAUCUGUGGAUUUUCAAACUUUUUAAACUUUAUUUCUAACUUCGUAAUAAGAGGCCACGUAUCAGGUUUUGUGUUUCCUUCUCGACACUUUAUAAAUAUGAUAAAUUCAGUUGCACAUGUGGUGCAUACAGAGAUUUUCAGACAGCAUGCGUGUACUCUUUGUCUUAAACGGACUCGUCUCAGACUGUCUGUGCAAAAGUCUUUACAGGUUUUUCUGGGCUCCUCAGUUUAUCUUUGGACAACGGCUGCUAGCAUUAAAGUAAUCUUUAGUUUAGUUUGACGGUUUUUAAAGAAUCCUUUGAAUUUAUUGAUUUGGCCACUUAAAGUGCAAAACCACCAAAAAAAAGCAAAUCCACCGUAAAAAGCUCUUAACUUAAGGAAUAAAACAGUUUUGUGUCUGCAAACGUUGACUUUUAAAAGAACCCUUGAAUUUUAACACAGUACAUAUGAACACGUACUCGGUGCCGCUCUGGUUUGAGCUCUUUCACAAAGAACAAUGAGCAGGAACGGAAUAAAAAAGAAACAAUCAAUCCCCACUGCAAAAACCUGGCGGCACUAACUAAAUGCUUUUCUGGUCAGAGUUGGUGUCCUGUUUUGAAUCAAAUACAAGACAAUCCUGCAAUUUCAGUUUUUAUUAAGUAAAUAUUCACCUUUUUGACAUAAUUUUAAUCUGUCUAAAAUGUACCAUGAAGAAAGCAACCAAUGUCCAAAAUAUUAAAGAACCAUAAGAGAACUUCCAUUUGAAACAAAAUGGAGGGGGGGGGGAUGACAAAUUAAGACUUUUGCACAGAAAGACUUCUGUACUCAGGAUUUUAAUAAGUUUCUUGUUUGCUUCCUGUCUUUAUUUUUGCUUAUUGUUGAUGCCUGAGACAUUUGUCCUUCCGCACGAAAAGGGAGAGUGUGAUAAACUACCUAUAAUAUGUCUUGUUUAUGAAUAUGAAGAAUGACUGAGAGUCAAUGCGCUGGUUUAAUGCAGAUCAGUCUUCCUCUACGCUCAUGUGUGAAAGGACUUGUGAUUAUAAGCAGUCAUAUACUUCUUUUUUUUUUGGUCAAAGUAAUUUAUCUCCAUUUAUUCAGAAUGGUGGGAGUGGCACUGAAAUGCUGUGAUAUAUGAAAAUAAACAACCAAAUCUGGAAGCAAGCAAGUAAGGGCAUAAGCAGUAAAAAAAGGAAAGGAAAAAAAAAGUUUGUGUGGAGUUAAAAUCUCUAACAAAUAACUUUGGAAACUGUUUUAAAACAUCCGGCCAUCCUUGUUCUUAUGUGAGUUUUACAGUUUAUCUUUGUUAAUUAUUAAAUUACACACAAAUGAUCAGAUAGUUACAUUAUGGGUAAAGGGGGGAAAAAAAAGACUUUUGGUUCAAUUGGGUUUACUUUGGUAAAACUGCUUUUAUGGUAGACCUACUUAGAGAAACAUAAAAUGAAAUAUAAUAAAUACAUUAAGAUAUUUAUUCCCACUCAUUUCUAAACUGCUCUUGAUCUUUUAUUAGUCGUUUCUUAACAGAAGAAACGCCCUGCUAGAAACGUCCAUUUAGAGAAUAAGAAACUAUCAAACAAAUGUGUUUUUAGUGUUUUAGUAAACGGUGGCAUUGUGCAGGCAACUGGUCUCUCUCUGCAGACUGAGUAAACUGAAAAGAAGCAAAUAACGAGCCGCGCCAAUUACAUGUGUGAUAUAUAAAAUGACAAUAAGUGAGAUGUCUUUGUAGAAUGCAGCUGUAACUGAUAAUGUAUACUUGAGUAUUUCAGAGCAUGUGAUUAUAUUUCUGCUUGUGUUUUACUAGCCUCACAUCUUUUACACUCUGUACAGAAAGUGAUUGUAAGCGGUCAUAAAGUGGAAUGCCUAUUUCAUUGUCUGUCCUAAAAUAAAGCAAUGUUUGGGUUUUUA
This is a messenger RNA of Poecilia reticulata (guppy), 3685 nucleotides long. RefSeq names its product glycerophosphodiester phosphodiesterase 1 (gene gde1). Lineage: Eukaryota; Metazoa; Chordata; Actinopteri; Cyprinodontiformes; Poeciliidae. Gene Ontology annotation, molecular function: glycerophosphodiester phosphodiesterase activity. Gene Ontology annotation, biological process: ethanolamine metabolic process; phospholipid metabolic process; N-acylethanolamine metabolic process. Gene Ontology annotation, cellular component: plasma membrane. The record is from RefSeq and is a predicted model, not a curated record.